GAGAUCAGUCCGCCCACACACCRUACAAAUCGUUUAUACAUCAGCCGUAACGUGACGCUACACCCGGCAGUCAAGUUCACGCUUUCACAUUACGUAAGCGCCUCACAGGCUCACCCAAACAGUGCUAAGGUUCCUGUUAUUUUAUUUUCCCAACGAGAUGGAUUCAACAACCACUAAAGACUCAGAGAAGACUUGCGUCUUGUGCUGUCAAGACAACGAUAUCUUCGCCUUGGGAAAAUGCGACCACCCGGUGUGCUACCGUUGCUCCACCAAAAUGAGGGUGCUGUGCGACCAGAAGUACUGCGCUGUCUGCCGCGAGGAGCUUGACAAG
Molecule: messenger RNA, 331 nt
Organism: Austrofundulus limnaeus
Lineage: Eukaryota; Metazoa; Chordata; Actinopteri; Cyprinodontiformes; Rivulidae
Product: zinc finger protein 598
Biological process (GO): rescue of stalled cytosolic ribosome; protein ubiquitination
Molecular function (GO): ubiquitin protein ligase activity; ribosome binding
Source: RefSeq, a predicted model, not a curated record